ACUCACUCCCUCGUAACAUACAAAUUAGGGGAACACUCUCACUCUCACUGAUACAAAUUAGGGCAAAAUUAGCCAUUGAAUAUGAAGAGAAUUUCUUCGAGUUACUCCUACAAGGGCAUUUCUCAUUCUUGUUCAGCAAUUAGAGCUUAUUCUUCAUGCCAUAUCAAUGACAAAUUCAUUUCAGUAAAGGGUAAACUUGGGUUUAAUAGCAAGAUUGAGAAGGUCAAAUGUUUAGAUGAAGCUGUUACUCUCUUCCAUCAAAUGGUCAUAAUGAAGCCUCUUCCUUCAGUUCCCGUCUUCUGUAAAUUAUUUAACACUAUUCUAAAUAUGAAGCAUUACUCUGCUGUUGUUUCUCUUUUCAGAGAAAUGCGGAAAUUGGGUAUCCCAAUUAAUGCAUUCAUCUUGAAUAUCGUGAUUAACAGUUACUGCCUGAUGCAUCGUGCUGAUUGUGCAUUUUCUGUAUUACCCAUUUACUUGAAGAAUGGCAUUCCAUUUAGUGUUGUCACCUUUAGCACCCUAUUAAGGGGAAUCUUUGCUGAAAAUAAGGUCAAAGAUGCAGUUGAAUUGUUUAAAAAAUUGGUGAGGGAGAAUAUUUGUGAGCCCAACGAAGUCACGUAUGCAAUCGUCAUGAAUGGGCUCAGCAAAAGAGGACAUACUCAAAAAACUUUUAGUUUGCUCCGCUUAAUGGAGCAAGGGAACACUAAGCCUGACAGAUGCAUCUACAACAUUGUCAUAGAUGCCUUUUGUAAGGAUGGAAACUUAGAUGUUGCUAUCAACCUUUUGGACGAGAUGAAGCGGAAAGGCAUUCCUCCAAACAUAGUCACUUAUAGUUCAUUAAUUGAUGGUUUGUGUAAGCUUGGUCAGUGGGAGAAUGUUAGGAUUUUGUUCUCUGACAUGGUAAGUCUUAAAAUUUAUCCAGAUGUGCGGACCUUUACCACAAUGAUUGAUGGACUAUGCAAAGAAGGAAAAGUUGAAGAUGCUGAGGAAGUAAUGAGACACAUGACCGAUAAAGGUGUAGAGCCGGAUAUAAUCACCUACAGUGCGAUAAUGGAUGGAUAUUGUUUGCGUGGUCAACUGGAUAGAGCGAGGAGAGUUUUUGAUUUCAUGAUAGAUAAGAGCAUUAAACCUAACAUUAUUUGCUAUAGCAUACUAAUAAACAGAUAUUGUAAGAAAAAGAAACUUGUCGAGGCCAUGCAAUUGUUUCAUGAAAUUUCUCAAAAGGGAUCAAAACCUAAUGUUGUUACGUACACUACUAUCUUGCAAGGUCUUUUUGAAGUUGGAAGAAUAGGAGAUGCAAAAGAAUUCUUUUGUGAGAUGCUAUCUACAGGGCCGGUACCUGAUUUAUACACUCAUUGCACUUUGCUCAAUGGGUAUUUUAAGUACGGACUUGUUGAAGAGGCUAUGUCACUCUUUCAUAAGUUGGAAAGAAAGAGAGAAAAUACUAAUAUUAUAUUUUACAAUAUCAUCAUUAGUGGAUUGUGCAAAAAUGGUAAACUCGACAAAGCUCGUGCUAUUUUUGAGAAGCUUUUCUUAAUUGGAUUCCUUCCGAAUACAAGAACAUACAAUACAAUGAUAAAGGGAUUUUGUCUUGAAGGUUUGUUCGAUGAAGCUAAAGAUAUGCUAAGAAGAAUGGAAAACAAUGGUUGUUUGUCAGACAAUUUCACUUAUAAUGUGUUUGUGCAAGGAUUUCUCAGUUGUAGCAAAAUUAGUGAGAUGAAAACCUUUAUGAAGGAAAUGACUGGAAGGGGCUUCUCAUUUGAUGCAACUACAGCUGAGUUAUUGGUAAAUGUUAUAGGGGAGAGUCCUUGCAUCCUUGACAUGAUACCAGAACUUCACGCGGAAAAUAAGAAGUGAAUAUUUCUUUCGUUUGGUUUAUUUGGCUAUUAUAACAACAACAUACCCAGUGUAAUCCCACUAUACCUGUGAUACAUUUUCCUUUUUAUCCUUGCAAAAGAAAUGGCAUCCAAUGCAAUUGCAGAACCUGACGGCAAUUAGAACGUUGCUUGAGCUUUGCCGGAGGUUUAUUUAGGAGGUCAUAUGGAGAAGGCUUUAAUGGGAGGUGGUGUUUCUGGUUCCUUGUUGUUGAUAGCAUUGCUGGAAGGUGCUGAUUGUGCUGUUAUUCAAGUGCCAGCAGUUGAGGAGAGUAUUGAAAGGAAGAAGGCAUUUCAAAAAGGCGAACAGGAUGGUAUGAAGCUGCUUGAACUUCUUGGAGUGCAAGUCCUAAAAGUAAAUGGAGAAUGUGAAGUACUCGUUGCACAGUUGACUAGAGAAGGACACAUUGAUGUUUGUAUUAAUGUUGAAGGUGAUUCAAUUCCCUUUGGAAUCAGAAGCAUUAUUAAAAGUACCCAAUCUAACUCCCUAGAGGCAUUUGAAUAUUAUCAAAUGUUAAAAAUUGAGUCUGGUCAUGAGUUGAGGAGGAAACGCAUGACGGUAAGUUCAUUUUUGGUGGGAAAUGGCCACAACUUGACUGUUGUGACAUUUGAAAUAGAAAAACCUUCUUUGCAUGAUAGAGCAAAGAUAUCUUUUGAAGAUAGCAUUUACUUUGAUCAAUUUACUGGCUUGUAUGAGGAAAUGGGAUACACUCGUUCAGACAUUUGGAAGUCGCACUAUGCAAAUUCCUGUCUUCUCUUUAAUUGUGUCAAGCCAGUCAACUUUGGUAUAUCGCGAUGGCUUAUAAUAGUCAAUCAAGUUAUCGGCUUAUUAAUCAUUGGUGACGGGAACUUGCUUGUUGUGUUGAUUAACUCAAAGGAGUAUAAUGAUUUCAUUGCAAGAACUCUUGGAUUCAGUGGAUUUAUUUUGAAUUCCAGCAGAUUUGAACCUUGUGGUUCUACUCAGUUACGCUCCAUGACGUAUAGGGCAUUGUUUGAUCCGGGAAGAUAUAUCUAUGAACUUGCACUAAUGCUUUGUGUUGAAGAUAACAUAAUUUUUGGCUGUUUGCUUUACGUCUCUGCCCCACCUCAUUUCUUGUACACUGGUGAGCACACUCCGAUGCUAACUGUAAUUCAAGAUUAAGGUGUACAUGCCAAUCAUUCAGUACAGAAGUUUAUUCGAGUUGAUUCUCUUGUUGCAACUACGAUAAGUCAUACACUGGUUUUUGUUAUGAAGAUGAUGGUUCUCUUAGUCUCAAAGUAUUCACAUGGGAUUUUGCCCCCUUCUUUCCACUUAAAAGUAACUAGUGCAUUUGUCCACGCUUCGUGCAGUCAUAAAAAUACCUCGUUAAAUUCACAAAACAAAUUUUAAAUAUUCUAGCUCUAAAAAUAUUCUAAAGAUUCUUUUUAGUGUUUCAAUCCAAUUAAAUAGGAUUUUCAGUUUAAAUUCAUGUUGGUGUCAACGCUUUGUUUUUCUUUUUUCUUUUGUAAUAUUGGAUGUCAUUAAAAACGUUUGAGCGAUAAAUAUGAUUUAGUUUAAAUUUUUUAUUUUUACUCUUAAUGACAUGAUUUUACCUAAUAAGAAAUUCAUCGCAUAUUAAAGAUCGCAAAUUUUUUUUUUUUUUUUUUUUUAGUUUUAUGACACGUUUAUCACAUUCAUAUACAAUAGCUGACAUGCUACAAUCUACAUAUUGUACUAUUAAUUAAGAAACAACAAUAUUAUACAUGAUAGCUUUGGAAAAUAAUAUUCGAUAUAGUUUUGUACUAAUGUUAGCUUUCAGGAUUAAUCAAAGGAAAUUAUUGCUUUGAGAAACUGUACAAACUUACAAAGGAUAGGAGAAUGACCAAUGUGGUUUAGGUUAUUAUAGUAAAAACCUAGACAGGGAGAAAGCAAAUUAAAAAAAAAAAAAAAAAAAAAAAA
Messenger RNA from Lycium barbarum (goji berry), 3789 nucleotides. RefSeq names its product pentatricopeptide repeat-containing protein At1g62670, mitochondrial-like. NCBI's taxonomy places the organism in Eukaryota, Viridiplantae, Streptophyta, Magnoliopsida, Solanales, Solanaceae. The transcript is spliced from 2 exons. The coding region runs from base 82 to 1854 and encodes 590 amino acids. The record is from RefSeq and is a predicted model, not a curated record. Gene Ontology annotation, molecular function: protein binding.